Molecule: messenger RNA, 1891 nt
Organism: Passer domesticus (house sparrow)
Lineage: Eukaryota; Metazoa; Chordata; Aves; Passeriformes; Passeridae
Gene: MRRF
Product: mitochondrial ribosome recycling factor
Exons: 7
Coding region: 157-906 (249 amino acids)
Biological process (GO): translation
Cellular component (GO): mitochondrion
Molecular function (GO): ribosomal large subunit binding
Source: RefSeq, a predicted model, not a curated record
CCCCCGCCUUCCUUCCCCUCCCCUUCGCCGCCUCCGGGCUCCGAUCCCGGCCCCUAAUUCCCGGUCCCGGUGCCCGGUGCUCGGCGCGGCUUUGCACGGGGCACCGGGGCGAGCGGGCCGGGCCGCCCUCAGCGGCGGCAGCGGGGUGGGCACAGCAUGGCUCUGGCGCUGCGCUGCCUGCGGCCGCUCCCGGCGCUGCUGCUCCGCCGCUGCCCCGCGGGGCCCGGGGCGCUGCCCGCGGCCCCCCGCCCGGCCCCGCUCCCGCGGGGGCUGCUGGGCAGGCAGCUGGCCACCAAAAGAGCUAAAGGUAAAGGGCAGAGCCACGCCAAAGUGAACAUCAGUGCUGCCCUAGUUGAGGAUAUUAUCAAUUUGGAGGAAACCAGUGAAGACAUGCAGGCAGUUGUAGAAGCUCUGAAAGAAGAUUUCAGCAGAAAUCUCAAUGUUAGAACCUCAGCAGGGGCCCUGGAUCACAUAACUGUGGUGACAAAAGAUGGGAAGUUUCCGCUGAACCAGCUGGGGCAGAUCUCACAGAAGUCACCGCAGCUCCUGAUAGUGAACAUGACCAGUUUUCCAGAGAGCACAGCUGCAGCUGCCAAGGCCAUAAGGGAGAGUGGCAUGAACCUGAACCCAGAGGUGGACGGGGCGGUGAUCCGGGUGCCGGUGCCCAAGGUCACGAGGGAGCACAGGGAGAGCCUGGCCAAGCUGGCCAAGCAGUCCACCAACAAGUCCAAAGAGGCCCUGAGAAAGGUGAGGAGCAAAAGCAUCACCCAAAUAAAGAAGUCCAAGAGCAAAGUGUCAGAAGAUACCAUCCGGCUGCUAGAAAAGCAGAUCCAGCAAAUGGCAGAUGAGGCUGCUGCAGAGAUGGACAAGCUGCUGGCAGCAAAGACCAAGGAGCUGCUUGGAUAAACACCAUCCCAGUGCCACAGGAGCAGGAAUGGGCUGCCACAGCCCCAGCACCCACCCUGCCUGGGCCAGCAGCCCCAGGGUGGGCAGGGGCAGCUCUGUGCCUUGGCUGCUCCCACUGCCUGCCCUGGGCUCUGCUGGAGGGAGGGGGGGCUCUCCUUGCUGUCCUUUAUCCAGGUGGGAACAGAACUGAGAUUGAAAAUAAAAUAUCAGGAAGGAGAAGUGGAAACUGCUGGAGGCACAGAGGAAGGACUGCCCUGCUCACUUUGUGCCCCAUCUUUGCCCCACACCUUCAGCCCCCUGGAGCCAGAGGAACCUGCCUGUCCUGCUGCAAACCUCAGCAUUUAUUUCUGCUGGAAAUAAAGUCAAAAUGAGGUGUGGGGCAGCAGCCUCGGGACACAGGUGCUGGCUGGUGUGUUCCCUUAGCUCACGUGUUCCAAAGCAAGCAUUUGCCCCUUGCCAUGGCAGCAGGGUGGGCAGGGACCCUGUGGGGAGAGAACUGAAACCUGUGCUGUCAGCAGAGCUGCUUUAGCCAGGACUGAGGAGACCUAAAGCCAGCACAGGAACUUCCCAAAAGCAGCAUCUGCCUCCCCAGCCUGUGAGUCUCUGGCACCACAGCUGAGGGGCUGGAGGAGGUGCAGAGCAGGUCCUGAGCUCACAGCUCAGCUCAGCCCCUCGCUGUGAGCAGGUACUUCCAGGGCAGCAGGGACUUGGGCAGUGACAGCAGCAGGAAGGUGGUGGCAGCCCCAGCCCUGCUCCCAAGGCACUUGGGUUCAAAGAGCACCAAGUGCUCUGCACUCCUUAAAUAAACAACUCCCCAAAAGUUAGUUUGUGUGCCACGGGGAGGGGGAGGAGGAUGAAGGAUUUGCUCUGCUAGGGCCCCACAUGUCAACAAUUUCUCUGCUUUGUGUAUUUUGGCCAAAGCCCUUACCAUGAUAAAUGAAUAAAGGAAGAUGGCGAGCCCAGGGCGGUUCCACAGCUCGGGAAA